Cydia strobilella is the source of this 10412-nucleotide messenger RNA. It is a transcript of the gene slmb, whose product is annotated as beta-TrCP. The coding region runs from base 111 to 1685 and encodes 524 amino acids. NCBI's taxonomy places the organism in Eukaryota, Metazoa, Arthropoda, Insecta, Lepidoptera, Tortricidae. Gene Ontology annotation, molecular function: protein dimerization activity. The record is from RefSeq and is a predicted model, not a curated record. The transcript is spliced from 12 exons.
GCUUGUGCUUGACGUCAUGCGAGCGAUGACCAUUGUAACCGAGCAAUUGUGAUUUAGUUAUUAGUGGUGAUUUUAUUAGACUAUUUGAUGUUUUCAGUGAUAUAGUAAAAAUGGAGACUGAAAGGAUGAUAGAAGAUACAACGCCGCCUCAGGUGACAUCUUUAACGUCGCUGGACACAGGCGUGCGGCCUGCCCCGAGCAGCCCCGCAUACACUGCGGAGCGCGACACAUGUAUCAACUUGUUUGCGAGAUGGAACGAAACAGAUCAGGUGGAGUUUGUAGAGCAGCUCCUGGCACGCAUGUGCCAUUACCAGCAUGGACACAUCAACGCGUACCUCAAGCCCAUGCUGCAGAGGGAUUUUAUCAGCAUGCUGCCCAAGAAAGGCCUCGACCACGUCGCCGAGAACAUCCUCUCGUACCUCGACGCCAGCUCCCUCUGCGCAGCCGAGCUGGUCUGCCGCGAGUGGCAGCGGGUCAUAUCAGAAGGCAUGCUGUGGAAGAAACUGGUGGAACGGAAGGUCCGGACUGAUUCGCUGUGGAGGGGCCUCGCUGAGAGGAGAGGAUGGAUCCAGUAUUUAUUUAAGCCAAAGCCGGGCUGCCAGCACCCGUCACACUCGUUCUACAGACAGCUCUUCCCCAAGAUCAUACAGGACAUACGCUCCAUAGAGGACAACUGGAGAAUGGGCCGGCAUAACUUACAGAGGAUAAAUUGCAGAUCCGAAAACUCAAAAGGCGUGUACUGUUUACAAUACGACGACAACAAAAUAGUGUCCGGACUGAGGGACAACACGAUCAAAAUAUGGGACAGGAAAACAUUACAGUGCGUUAAGGAACUCCAAGGCCACACGGGCUCCGUCCUCUGUCUGCAGUACGACUCGCGAGCCAUCAUAUCGGGCUCCUCGGACAGCACCGUGCGCGUGUGGGACGUCAACACCGGCGCCAUGCUCAACACGCUCAUACACCACUGCGAGGCCGUCCUUCAUCUACGCUUCUGCAACGGCAUGAUGGUCACCUGCAGCAAGGACCGCUCAAUAGCAGUAUGGGACAUGACGUCGACAACGGAAAUAAUGCUCCGCCGCGUGCUGGUCGGACACCGCGCCGCCGUCAACGUGGUCGACUUCGACGAGAAAUACAUCGUCAGUGCUAGUGGAGACAGGACCAUCAAGGUCUGGAACACAUCAUCGUGCGAAUUCGUCCGCACGCUAAACGGCCACAAGCGCGGCAUUGCGUGCCUCCAGUACCGCGACCGGCUUGUCGUGUCAGGCUCCUCGGACAAUACCAUCCGGCUGUGGGACAUCGAGUGUGGCCAGUGCAUCCGGGUGCUGGAGGGUCACGAGGAGCUCGUACGCUGUAUACGGUUCGACAACAAGAGGAUAGUGAGCGGCGCGUACGACGGCAAAAUCAAAGUGUGGGACCUGCCCGCCGCGCUCGACGUGCGCACGCCGCACCAAGAGUUAUGUUUAGGGACUUUGGUGGAGCACACGGGCCGCGUGUUCCGGCUGCAGUUUGACGAGUUCCAGAUCGUUUCGUCAUCUCACGACGACACGAUCCUGGUGUGGGACUUCCUCAACUACGGUGGCGCCUCCCCCGCCCCCGCGGCGCCGCACCCCGCCCCCGCCGCCGCCCUCGCCGCGCCCGCGCCCCGCCCGCGCUCGCCCGACCAUGACCGCGACCUGUACGACUAGCGCAGGUAAUCAUAGGAGACCACAAGGAGACUAUUAUAAUAUUUUUAACGAUAUAGCAGUGCGAUGUGUCGUGCGACGGAUAGAUCUAAACCAAUCGUGGACUAUAAAUAAAUUAUUAUUAAAUAUUAUUAUACUAUUAAAUGUUAAUUUUAAAACUGUUUCGACGUUACCAAUUGACUAAGAGCCCUAGAAAAUGAAAUUGUGAAUAGACGGGUCCACACAGAGCGAGCAUUCCUCGCACGUAUGUUCGCUCCGUGUGGAUCCGGCUUAUUGUGCGAGUUAGUUGGCAUGAUAAAUAUAAAAUAUACACUUGAGGAACGAUAAAAAUAAAAUAUAUAAUGAAAUAUCAAAGACAAAGACGCGUAUAGUUCAAAGAUAGCCAAAGUAUAGUGCGACAGAAAAUAGAAGAAAUUAAAUAAAAUGAAACUAAAAAAAAUCCAUACAAAAUUGUUGCCAUGUUUAAGCAUUUUACAUCAAAAAUGUGACAGUUACGUAGGAAGUGGCGCCCUCAUUUAUUUUCUACAAAAAAAAAUUAUUCUACAAUUUCUUGUCGGACUAUAGACGUAUGUUUUUGUAUGGAUUGUCAAAAGUUAUCUGAUUUAUUACCGCAAAAUGUGCGGGGCACAAAAGCGCCAUCUACUUUACGCGUCUUGUAUAUGGGCUGAUAUGAUGAUGAGAAUAGAUAGACUUAUGGCUGAUUUUUAAUAGCUGUUAAUUUUAAUAAAACUUCCGUGGGACACGGACAUAUUAAAAUAUAUUUAUAACAGGUCACUCACGUAUUUUAAGUCUGAAAACACUUGACAUGUUUCACCCCGUACCGAGAAGUGUCAUCAGGAACGGAGUGAAACAUGUCGAGCGUUUUUCGACUUAAAAUACGUAAGUGACCCGUUAUUAAUAUAUUUAAUAUAACUGUUAAUUUUAGUUGCGUAUUUCUUAAUUAUGAGAAGAAAUAACGCUAUCUGUAUCUAAUGGCGCUCCCACAUUGACUGUUAUGAAAUGUUUUAUAAUAUCGUAUGAUAGGGACAGUGAUGGUAGUGUUUUAUCAUUCUGAUUCCGCAGUUUUACUGGCUAUGUUUAUCAGAGGGAAAUAACUUUUUAAUAAUGGUCUUUUUAACAAACAUUUAUUAUUUUUUUAUUUAUUAUCAUGGUGAUGAUAUGUAUGUAAUAAGAAGCAUAGCCCAUAGCCAUAAUAAUUCACGCUGGGCGUGACAUUAUUGGCAUGAAUUUUAAAAAUAAGUUUAACGCUAACCUAAAUGCUAACAAUUUAACAUAACAAGGAAUUCUGACGCGAAUAUUUUCGCCCGAAAUAUCGAAAUACUUUUUUUUUAAAUUAACCACGGUUGGUAUUUCAGGUUUCAGGAAAAAUGUUACGUUCAUUAGUAAAGGUACCUAGCGGUUGACGCUUAACGUCCACCACCGCAUUAGUAUUGGAGCACCGUUAUUAAAAGCGUAAGCGACAACCGCCAUAAGGUACCUUUACCUGUAGAACGUCACAAAUGUACAACCAGCUAGAAAAGUCAAUAUUGUAAUUUUUUGGCCAAUGGAUAAGGUAAUUUGUUAUGCCAACUAACUUGUAAAGUGAUGUAUGAACAACUUUAAGCGCUACUUGCACCAUCCCACUAACCCGGGGUUAACCGGUUAAAACGUUAAGAGCCCAUCAACGUGCUCACUAGCGCCACUGCUAAAUAAUUGUGAUUAUUUAAAUUUAACGAUAGAUAUUUUAAAAAGGGGGCCGCUACGUACUGUAUUUCGUAUUUAAGUACCUUUUGAAUACAUUAUAAUAGUUUUUACGUUGCUGGAUUCGUCAAUCUACGCGUCCGAAAUUAAAACGGCUGUUUUUGAUGACGAUGAUAGAUCUACGAAUUUAGCAACGGCCCCCUUUUUAGGGUUCCAUACCCAAAGGGUAAAAAACGGGACCCUAUUACUAAGACUUCGCUGUCCGUCUGUACAUCUGUCUGUCUGUCUCAUGAACCGUGAUAGCUAGACAGUUGAAAUUUUCACAGAUGAUGUAUUUCUGUUGCCGCUAUAACAACAAAUACUAAAAAGUACGGAACCCUCGGUGCGCGAGUCCGACUCGCACUGGGCCGGUUUUUUAAAUAUCUAUCGUUAAAUUUUAAUAAUCACAAUUAUUUAGCAGUGGCGCUAGCGAACACGUUGAUGGGCUCUUAACCCAGUGUCAAAUUGUACUGGUAGCCAUGGUAACUCCAGUUUUAACCGGUUAACCUGGGUUAGUGGGACGGUGCAAGUGGCCCGAAGUGUCCCUGUUAUAUGUAGGGUAACGUGGAAGUGAGCGAGGGAAAGCCGGAGUAAUCGUUUCUUUAUGCUAUGACUGUAGGAUGAGGUAAUCAACUGUCAACUGUUUGCAUAGAUGGCGCCAUCAUAGCUUGCCCCUUUUUCUAUGAGAUUUGGCUUAAGGGGCUGGCACCCAGGUCAUAAAAUUCCAUUUAAAAAAAAAUUGACACGCUAGGGAUUGACAGGGCAAGUUAUGAUGGCGCCAACCCCAUUAUCUCAAAUUAGGCCAAAAGUAGUGGUAACCUUUUCCUCCGAAAUGAAAUCUGAGUAACUGCAUUAAAUUAUAGUGUCGUUUACAUAAUUGUACUGCAAUUUUAGAUAUCAUAGCAACCCUAGUAUAUCGGAAGAAAAAGUUAAUCACCAUUUUUGAGGUUAGAAAUGUUCUAAUCUUUAAAAUAAACGGGGUAUAGUCAAAUAUCGGUCACCCUUGAUGCAAAAGACUGAGAAACCUCAUUAAAAUAUCAAUUUUCAAUUUAAGUAUGUAAUAAUUUAUAAUAGUAUCGUUUUUGCAUAGAACAGGGGCACUUAAGUUGCGAUACAACAGUAAGUAUAGUCAAGGAGCUCAGUAAAACUAAUUCUGGUAAAAGUUGAGUCAAAGGGAAGCUAAAACAAAACUGUUACUUCACGGCAAGCCGAUUACGCACGCGCACACGCACUUAUCGGGUUUGAGCAUUUGACCGCUUAGCCUCGAUUUGCGAUUGUGUGCGUGUGACGAAGGAAGGAAAUAUAUCGGCAUUAUGAAAUUGUGGUGAUAUUUUAAAGACUGUUCUUCUAAAAAUAAAAGUGAAAAUGUGUUUGACUAUAUUUACUGUUGCCAAGGAAACCGGACAUCGACGUGAUGGUUCUAUCGGAACCGAAAUUGUUACUAUAUUGGCCUUGAUGCAAUUUAAUAUGGUUUUCAAAAUGAGUGGAUUAACAUAAGGCGGGUGUCCGACCGGUGAUGACAAAGCGAGUGGAGAGCUAUUUUCUCGCUAAUAUAAGGUAGAAGUCCGACCGGACCAAAGAUUUAUAUAACUCCGUAUAAGAUGGAUACAGAUGGAAAAAACGUGCCUCGGAAAUCAAGAAAAUUUGAUUCUCGAACAGGUGGCGCCACCACGUUUUACCACCUUUGGCCUGUUCUCGACUAGAUGGCGUUGACGUUUUCGUUUGUUAUUUAACAAUUUUAACGCAUAUCAGUGAAUAAACAUGGGUCAAAAUCAUAUAAAAUUAGGCUGUAAAGGGUUCGAAACGUCGGGAUGUAUUAUAAAUUCAAUAUACGCGAUAUAAUCCGUUUUUCAUAGUUUUAUUUCAUGAGUAACUAUCGCGGUAACCGAAGACAAUAUCAUAUAAAAUUAAUAAAUGCAAUCAUUUAUCCAUAUAUAAAUACAUUUUAUGGUAUUUUUAACCAUCUUUAUUUUUAGUUUUAAUCGUGUGUCGAUACAUAGCAGUGAAUUUACUGUGGCUACAAAAUUUACUAUGACAGUACUCCUCUAUCCUAUAAUUAAAUAUAUCCUCUUUGGACCGGACCGAAGGCGAGUAGAUUGGAUAUUUUCUCGCGAGUAGAUAUUUUAUAAGGGACCCUUAAGACCACAGAAUAAGUAAUAUUAUUAUACAGAACGGCCACGCACCGUCCCGCCCCGACUCGAAUUACCUCGCCCCGGGACAGCAGAUUGACGGCCGUUUGCCGGCCGCUCAGUACUAUUUUUAAGCAACUUACUCACACUAUGACGCAUGACGCGUGUACAGACGUGCCGUUCACACAUAGAAACGCGUCAUUUUUGAUGUAUAGCGUGUCCGCCCCGUGAUUUGAACGCCAUGCAUAUCGUGCGCAGCGCGCCAUCUUGAACCUUGUGGCAAUGCAGGAAGGUUGAUAUUGGGCUGUCGCCAAGCGCGUCACUUGACGCCUUUGGCGGUCAUAGGAUUAAAGGAGUGCAGAGGAUAAUUAGGUAAGGAAAAACGAGUUUCUUCGAUAAAUCAGGCCCAAGAGAUUCCUCUCGAACCAGAUAUCUUGUAUUAAUCCGUACUGAAAAUAUAUAAAUUGUAGAAAAUAAAAAAAAUUGCGCCUAGUAUGAGUGCUAAACUAGAUGGUGCUAUGCGGCGCCAUGUUUUGUGGUUACCGCAUGUAUGGGGCCAUAAUAUAGCGACAUUUAUUUUGGCGAUCAAAUUCGAGGAAUAUUUUGUUUCUUACAUCUUUUAAUUAAUAAAUCUGUCCGUAACUUAUGUUAAUCCGCUCAAUUUGGACCCAUUUAGUCCAGUUUAAUGAUAUUUAAAAUAGGUAAUUCGGACUAAAAAUACUUUGAACGGUGUUACACGCUAAAUCUAGAUAGAACACAAAUAUACCUUUUGACACAUGUUUUAAGUUUUUACAGACACUUGAAAAAAAAUUAUGCGAAUCUAUUUAUUCAGGUUAAAGGGCUAAUUUAUUAAUUUUCCUUUGUCUAUUGGUCAGUAUUUCUGUCUCAUUUUAACGUGUAACAACGCUCUUAAUAUACGAUUUGCUAUCUUUAUCCUUCAAAAUAUAGAUAGCACAUUUUUUUUCGUAAUCAACGGUGACAUAAUUUGUAAAUUUCGCAAGUGUACAUUUGAUUCGUUUAAGCUUGUAUAGAGAGGUAAAGAUAUAACUGAUAUAAGUUUUAUAUAUGUGACGUUUUCAAUCAAAAGGUACCACAUUGUCGCUUACCAUAAGGACGAAAAUUGCUUGUAUCUUUAUACGAAAAACUUUGACAGCGUCCUUAUGGCAAGCGACAAUGUGGUACCUUUUGCUUGAAAACGAGACAUAUUGUACCUCGAUCUCAACUAAUAGUGGUUGAAAUCAUAGAGUAUGAGAUGAUAAGAGUUGAAAUGUUGAAACUCCUCAUUGGCGAUGUGUCCCUGGUACUUCAGCAUCAAAUAGAUACAGUUAAACCGAGCUAAGUUGGCGGCGAUUUUGAUAGCCCAGGUUGUGUAAGUGUUAAUUAAACGUCAUAAUUAUAUAGAAGUUUGACGUUUAAUUAAAACUUGCAGAGUCUGGGCAUCGAUCACUGCCAACUUAGUUUGGUGUAACUUCAGACUGAUUUUCGCCAGAUUUCGGUCAAAUUUGGUGAAUAUAGUUCCCUAUUCUGUAGGAACAAUAUAAGCGUAAUUUCACUGUUCUAAAAAAUCUUCCUCUGAAAAAAUAUGAUAUUUCGUAACUACGAAAAUAUCAUAUGUUUUUCUACUAAAUUACAUAGGUAAUUUUUUUCGGGAUACGUUGUGAUUUCGUAAUUAUCCGAACGAAUAUCUCUUCAAAACGAGCCAAAUUUGAUCCAAAACGAAAAAAAUGUUCGACAACAAAAUAAAAAUUGGCAAUGGUGUGUUACUAUGUAUGUAUUUGGCCACUUUGCCCGUAACUAUUUGAUGCUGGCCAUACCGGAUCGUUUUGGUACCGAUCUUUUUUUGUACUGAAAACCGGUACCGAAAUCCGAUACAAAAAGUUUGUAGGGUAAGCCAUCCUAUUGUCGACAAAUUUUAAGGCAGCAGUGACUUUCCUACAAAAAAUAGAUGCUAACUGGUGCUGGGACUGGUUUCAGUGUCAAUCAUUGGGUAGUUUACCCUACAAGCGCUCACAUACAUCUUUACAAUCAAACUUUCAAAAAAUAUAUGGGGCAUUUUUUAUAAAAAGGGACCUUAUUGUCGAUGGCGCUUACGACAUUAACUAUGCUCCAAUAUAAAUACAAUGCCGUGCGAACCCAGGUAGCAAAAUGACGUAAAAUAACGUCAGCGACGUCAUAAUGACGGCAUUAUUACGUCAUUAUGACGUCGCUGACGUCAUUUUGCUACCUGGGAAGCUGUGCGGCGUAAGCGCCAUCGAGAAUGAUGUCCCUUUUUAUAGAAAAUGCCCCAUAUAUUUUUGGAACGUUUGUUUGUGAGCUCGAUCGUAAUGGAUCUCAAUCAAAGAUGGCUGAUGAACGUUAGAUACGAAUUGUACUUUGGAAAGAACUGUAAAAAAUGUAGUCUAAUACAAUGUUAAGUUUAUCUCGAUUUGACAGAACUAUCUUCACUUAAUUAGCUUGGAUAUUUGACAGUCGUCAUCAAUCGGAGCGGCCGAGGUGCUCACAAAUAACUGAACACGCCUCUAUGAGGGCUACCGUUUUGGCGCCACUGUAGAUGUAGGUCCAGAAAAACAGAUCUCAAAAUUCUUCUAUGCUUAUUUUUAUAAAAUAAAUACAUUCUAAUAUAUAUAUAUAUAUUAGAAUGUAUGAUGAAUAUAUAAUAUAUAUAUAUAUAUGUGCCAUUUUUUCAACCUGUUUAAUUUUGCAUAUAUUUUAGUUGGCACUUUUUUUAAACCACUAACAUUUAUUGAGCUAUAUCUAUUGUUUACCAUGAUUAAUAAAAGAUGGACAAAGAUUCACCACAAAUUAUGAAUAAGGAGUGAAAAUUCCCUAUAAAAAAGCUUGAAACCCCCAAAACUUCUAUGCAUUUGAUAUUUUGAAAGACCUCCAUCUACACUAGCGCCCCUAGCGGCGAAAUUAAACGCGGCAGCCCUCAUUGUCAAAGUGCUAGAGUACGUGUUCAAAUAUUUUUAAGCACCUCGGCCGUUUAGAUAUAUCUGUUGGCGACUGUACUACCAUUGACAAAACAAUACUAAACGUAUAAAGUGGAAAAUGUAACCGCAUUCAGCUGCAAUAGACUGCGCUGUACAUAUUUAGUGCAUAAUUAUUUUCUAUCGUAUUUUCACGGAAACAUACGAACGUGUCUUGCUGUCUCGGUACAAAAAGUACUGAGGUUGACUGAACUAGCAUGACAAAUACGAACGUUUCCGAGAAAAUACGAUGGAAAACAAUUAUACACUACAUCUGUAACUAUGUUUUGAAGCGUUUUUUGGGUUCCGUACCCAAAGGGUAAAAACGGGACCCUAUUACUAAGACUCCGCUGUCCGUCUGUCUGUCACCAGGCUGUAUCUCAUGAACCGUGAUGGCUAGGCAGUUGAAAUUUUCACAGAUGAUGUAUUUCUGUUGCCGCUAUAACAACAAAUACUAAAAAGUACGGAAUCCUCUGUGCGCGAGUCCGAGACGCACUUGGCCGGUUUUUUGACAAUGCGCUUAAUUAAGACGAAAGUGGAGGACCCGCGCGAAAUCGCGUUUUCAUACAAACAUAGUCCUCAUUUUCCUCUCUGUAUAUUAACAUUAUUGAAAAUAUUUUGACACAAUUCAUUGUAUAUCAACCACAGCUAUGGCUACUUUGAUUUUUUUCGAAUUUUAAUUUAUUAUAAGAGUUAGCAUUUAUGAAAAUAAAAAUUGUAUGAAAUCCAGAGGAAAAUGGGGAAUACGGUUGUAUUGAGAAACGGCCGUCCCUUUUCCUCUUAACACGAAACGUAACCGUAUAGCGCCAUCAUUCGUCUUAGUAUUAUUUUGUAUAUGGUAGUGCUAAAAAGACGGAUGUACUAACUAUAGUUAUUACAUUUUGUAAAUAUGUCUCAAUCCCAGUACUAAAGUACUAAAAAAUCACACGCAUACUAGCCUUGCCGCCGCCAUACAAUCGUUACGCUCGCAUUUUGAUGUAACAUGAAAUCCAUACUAAUAUUAUAAAUGCGAAAGUCUGUCUGUCUGUGUGUUCCCUCUUCACGCUUAAACCGCUGAAUCGAUUUAGAUGAAAUUUGGCAUAGAGAUAGGUUGAGUCCCUGAGAAGGACAUAGGAUAGUUUUUAUCCCGAAAAUCAUCCCUUAAGAAAGUAAAAAGCGGGGUGGAAUUGAGAUAAUUAAUGAAGUGCCUGGUAAUUUGUGUGCAUAAUAUGCUGAAAUUGAAUGAUUGCUAUGAGAAUUUUUCCAGGCGCUAUACUUGCUUUAGCUGCUGUUACUAAGUCCACGCAGACGAAGUCGCGGGCAAAAGCUAGUUUGAAAUAAAGAUUCAAGUAACGUAUAUCGUCUAAUACGACGAAAGAAGUGCCUGGCGUCCGUUGGCUUGUUGGGUGGACGACAUUCGGAAGAUUGCGGGUCACGGGAUUUUGACAGCACAGACUGUGCAAGUGUUAUUUAUACGUCAUAAUUUCAUUUAAAAUAACGCUUGCACAGUGGGCUAUCAAAAUCGCUGCAGACUUAUCUUGGUCUAACUCUAGUUUUUGGCUAAAAAUUGUUAAAGAAAAUAGAGCAACACUGAAUGUAACAAACAUUUUUAUACGCUCAUUUUUCUUUGCAUUACAAUUUCUAGAAACGAAAACUAAAUACCAGAUACAAAUAUACGUUACAUGAAUAUUUAUGCCAAGUUUCAUGUCGUUUUAAAUGAUAACGAAAUUGUAUGGAUGCGGCUAGGGUCGUGAAUAAUAAUUGCUAUAUGCUUGUACAUAUAAUGUAGUAACUAAAGAUCGGGAUAUAUUAAGAACCUCGCUUAAAGAGAUCGCUUUUUAGAGAUAAGACCGCCUGUUGUCUACAUUUAUUUUAAAAUUAUUAACUGUGUUUUUUAUGUUAUUUUUUUGUAAAUAAAGAUUUGUAAUGUAACGUGA